Anopheles maculipalpis is the source of this 814-nucleotide messenger RNA. RefSeq lists its product as uncharacterized. Gene Ontology annotation, cellular component: extracellular region. Lineage: Eukaryota; Metazoa; Arthropoda; Insecta; Diptera; Culicidae. Bases 13 to 801 code for a protein of 262 amino acids. The transcript is spliced from 2 exons. Gene Ontology annotation, molecular function: chitin binding. The record is from RefSeq and is a predicted model, not a curated record.
AGUGGUUUCAACAUGGAGUGGCAUUUGGCAAUAACAUACAUUGCAAUAGUUCUUCUUUGCGAUCGUACUUUUAGCCAAGUGGGCAGUAACAGUACAGCGCUAAAUGCUAGGGCCUUUGUGAAAAAGGGAUGCGAUGGAGUAAAAACGUACAUUUGCGAUUCUUGCACAUCACGAAGACCGUGCAUUGGUACCCAAGAAAUUGAUGCUACGUUUACCUGUGCCACAGGAUUAUUCUGCAUAGAAGGCACGGCAUCUGAUCGUUGUGGACCGACACCAUCGGAGGAAUGUGUGACGACUACAGAAAGCACAUCAUUUACGUGCUCUUCAACGGGGGUUUUUCCUGAUCCCAACAAUUGCUCCAACUACCAUGUGUGUUUAUCAAUUGGCGAGUCUUCCACCGUAUACAGAUGCCCACCAGGAUACGCCUUUGACAUCGUAACUUCUUCCUGCAUUCGUCAACUAACGACAGCGAACUGUGUUACCGUGACUUGUCCUGUUGGAUCUCCUCGCUACGUUCUCUAUGGCACUAGUCGAGUUUAUUACGCCUUGUGUAACGGUGUGACUCUGCCUACUCAAGUACUACGUUGUCCAAACGGUGCCCUUUUUACGUACUUCUCAUCUAGCUCACUUUUCGGCGAGUGCGUGUACACUUGCUCAAGCCAGGGUAACUAUCCUAACAGUAAUAAUCCCAGUUCAUACUUUCAAUGCUACAUUUCAAAUGGUCGCUUAGUAUACAAUGAGCUCGAUUGUCCGACAGGCACCGUAUUCAAUCAAACUUUGCGAUACUGUACACGACAAUGAAACGUUCAUCAGC